AUUUGCCCAUAUUAAACAAAAACAGCUGAAUGCAGAAUUGUACUGAGAAGUGAAGUUGUUUUGGACCGUUUUUAACGUCACGACCAUUUAGGAAGCACAGAAAAUUUCCAGUUCGUUUCCCAGCUGUAUUCAUUUCAGUUUCAAUUUCCGUAUUUAGGAUUUGUGUGUCUAUGUGCAUAUUUCAAAGCCAACUAGUGAAAGUUGCAACCUGAGAAAACGUCACCCUUGUCAGAGAAAAAUGUCCGUCAAAGUAAAAAAACAAGGCAAUCAUUGUUGCUAAUGAACAAUAUUUAGUAUUACGUGUGUUUAUAUUUAGUCGCCUAAUAUGAAUAUUGGCAGUGGCUGCUUGCAAUCAGUUCGGUGUGGGAAAUGAUGGCAAUCUAGUUUGGAUGGUAAUUGGCAAAAGGAGCUCAACAAAUCGAGAAUCAAUUUGCAACUAUGUCAACUAUGAAGAGCGGCGUAAAAAAGGAAGGCAAAAUGAGGAUCCGUGCCUUUCCCAUGACUAUGGAUGAGAAAUAUGUCGAAAGCAUAUGGGCAUUGUUAAAGAAUGCCAUUCAGGAGAUCCAGAAGAAAAACAACUCUGGUCUGAGCUUUGAGGAACUGUAUAGAAAUGCAUACACAAUGGUGCUGCACAAGCAUGGCGAAAGGCUUUAUACAGGACUAAAGGAAGUAGUUACACAUCAUUUAGAAUUCAAGGUCAGAGAGGAUGUUCUGAAGUCAUUGCACAACAACUUCCUAAUGACUCUCAAUCAAGCCUGGAACGACCAUCAGACUUCCAUGGUGAUGAUUCGCGAUAUUUUAAUGUACAUGGAUCGGGUCUACGUCCAACAAAACGACGUUGACAACGUAUAUAAUUUAGGUUUAAUUAUAUUCCGUGAUCAGGUGGUUCGACAUGGCUGUAUUCGCGAUCAUCUAAGGGAAACUUUGUUGGAAAUGGUGAUGCGAGAGCGGCGAGGUGAAAAAGUUGAUCGAAUUUCCAUAAAAAACGCCUGCCAAAUGUUAAUGGUGCUGGGCAUUAAUUCCAGAACGGUUUACGAAGAAGACUUCGAACGUCCGUUUUUACAACAGUCCGCAGAGUUUUAUAAGGUGGAAAGCCAAAAGUUUUUGGGCGAAAACAGCGCUUCGGUCUACAUUAAGAAAGUAGAGGCGCGGAUAAAUGAGGAAUCAGACCGAGCCAAACAUUAUCUAGACGAAUCCACCGAAUCUCGGAUUGUAGAAGUAGUUGAAGAGGAACUUAUUAAGAAGCAUAUGAAAACUAUUGUAGAGAUGGAAAACUCAGGUGUAGUGCACAUGUUGAAACAUCAGAAAACCGAAGAUCUGGCCUGCAUGUAUAAAAUAUUUGGCAGAGUUAGUGACGGCCUUAAAACAAUGGCAGAUUGCGUUAGUCACUAUCUAAGAGAACAGGGCAAAGCGUUGGUACAAGAGGAAGAACACCAGCCGGGAACCAAUGCGAUCACCUUCGUACAAUCCUUGCUGGAUCUCAAAGAUGGCUUCGACCAUUUCCUGAACAAUUCUUUUAAUAAAGACAAGAUCUUUAAGCAGAUGAUCGCGUCAGACUUCGAACACUUUUUGAACCUGAAUCCCAAGUCGCCCGAAUAUUUAUCGCUAUUCAUUGACGACAAACUGAAGAAAGGUGUUAAAGGGAUGUCUGAGCAAGACAUCGAGCUAGUCUUGGACAAAUCAAUGGUGCUGUUCCGCUUUCUGCAGGAAAAAGACGUGUUUGAGAGAUAUUAUAAGCAACAUCUAGCCAAGCGACUUCUACUAAAUAAAUCGGUCAGCGAUGAUUGGGAGAAGAAUAUGAUUUCUAAACUGAAGACGGAAUGUGGCUGUCAGUUUACCUCAAAAUUAGAGGGCAUGUUCAAGGAUAUGACCGUUUCAAAUACGAUUAUGGAGGAAUUCAAGGAGCACGUUGUGAAAACCGACGCUCUCUUAGGCGGAGUCGAUUUAUUCAUGAGAGUUUUGACGACCGGAUUUUGGCCAACUCAAAGUGCUACCCCCAAGUGUCAUAUUCCUGCAACGCCCCUGCUGGCUUUUCAAUGUUUCCGAAGGUUCUACUUGGCGAAACACAGCGGCCGGCAGUUGACUCUUCAGCCCCAGCUUGGAAACGCCGACCUCAAUGCAGUGUUUUACGGGCCUCGAAAGGAAGAAUCCGAAGGGGCAUGUUCUUCGUCCACUAGUUUAGUGGGAAGUUCCCGAGGGGGACCGCGGAAGCACAUUAUCCAAGUAUCUACCUAUCAGAUGGUGGUUCUUAUGCUGUUCAACAAUCACGAUAAACUUAGUUAUGAAGAAAUUCUCAACGAGUCUGAUAUUCCAGAAAGAGAUCUCAUUAGGGCUUUACAGUCACUGGCGAUGGGCAAAGCCACCCAACGCAUUUUGAUAAAAACUCCUAAAACGAAGGAAAUCGAGUCUUCGCACGAGUUCCAAGUGAACGACUCCUUCACUUCGAAACUGCACCGAGUGAAAAUCCAAACGGUAGCUGCCAAAGGGGAGAGCGAACCCGAGAGAAGGGAGACUCGCAACAAGGUGGAUGAAGAUCGUAAGCAUGAAAUUGAAGCAGCGAUUGUUCGUAUUAUGAAGUCCCGGAAACGGAUGCCUCACAACAUUCUGGUUACUGAAGUAACCGACCAGUUGCGUAGUCGAUUCUUACCAUCUCCGGUAAUUAUUAAGAAGCGUAUCGAAGGACUAAUCGAACGGGAAUAUUUGGCGCGUACUCCGGAAGACCGCAAAGUUUAUACAUACGUUGCCUAAGUUAGUUUCACAACACUUUAAUUGAAUUGUAUGCUCGUGCAAUUAAUACAACAUUUCGUGGUUUUUGCAGUGUGCGUCAUUCGUUCGUUCUCCGUGAUCCCGAUGCGCGAAAGUUGAAGUUCGGAGUUUUUGUUAGGAGAAUAUGUAAAUUUAGUGAUCUUUUAAACACUGUACAAAUUGAUAAGGAUUUGCGAUGUAAGGAGCCAACAUUGAUCCGUUGCCUUAAUCGUUUCCACUAUUUUUUAAAAUCUGUUCCACAAUUUAUCUGCAACAGAUCUGUAUUUAUUACUUUACAGUUGUAAAUUAGGAUAUAGACGUUUAAAUCAAAGCAAAAAUUUAACCAUGACCACAUUAUGUGGCGGAGAAAAAAACAAAUAAUUUUAAUAGAUUUGAUGCCUUUUGAGUUGUGGGGUUAAUUAUGGAAAUUAUGAAAUUUGAUCAAACUGUGGUUAAUAAAGUGCUUUGCGCCAGA
This is a messenger RNA of Dendroctonus ponderosae (mountain pine beetle), 3220 nucleotides long. RefSeq names its product cullin-3. The record is from RefSeq and is a predicted model, not a curated record. Gene Ontology annotation, molecular function: ubiquitin protein ligase binding. Gene Ontology annotation, cellular component: Cul3-RING ubiquitin ligase complex. NCBI's taxonomy places the organism in Eukaryota, Metazoa, Arthropoda, Insecta, Coleoptera, Curculionidae. Gene Ontology annotation, biological process: ubiquitin-dependent protein catabolic process; protein ubiquitination. The transcript has 12 exons. The coding region runs from base 439 to 2748 and encodes 769 amino acids.